This is a messenger RNA of Acanthoscelides obtectus, 1062 nucleotides long. NCBI's taxonomy places the organism in Eukaryota, Metazoa, Arthropoda, Insecta, Coleoptera, Chrysomelidae. The record is from the annotation of a GenBank genome assembly.
AUGGCAGGAACAGGAGUUCCGCCAAUCAACAUCGAGGGCACCGCUGAUUGGUCAUCCUUGAGUAGGAUGAUGAACAGCAAGGGGAUUCAAUUCUCCAAAGCGAGGACGGCGGGUACCAGUGUGAAGGUAUUCACAAAUACACCAGCUGACUACCGUCAGCUAGUCGCACUGCUUGAAUCCAUCAAGCGGCCCUUCUUCACAUAUCAACUGAAGGAGGACAGGAUGGACCAGAGGGUCAUUCGUGGGCUUCCGAGAGAGAUGUCAGUCAAUGACAUCAAAGAGGAUCUGGUGAGCCAAGGCAUCGCAGACGCCGUGGUUCAGCAGCUGACCUCAAGGACCACAAAGAAGCCACUUCCGCUCUUCCUCGUCAAGACGAAGAUGCCGGAAAAGCUUGCAGAGAUCCAGAGGCUGGCCAUGCUCACGGUCAGCUUCGAGAGGAAGAAAAAGUCUUCCGAGCCCAGCCAGUGCUACCGCUGCCAGCGGUACGGGCACACACAGCGGAACUGCCGUCUCGCUGAACGGAUGAUGAACAGCAAGGGGAUUCAAUUCUCCAAAGCGAGGACGGCGGGUACCAGUGUGAAGGUAUUCACAAAUACACCAGCUGACUACCGUCAGCUAGUCGCACUGCUUGAAUCCAUCAAGCGGCCCUUCUUCACAUAUCAACUGAAGGAGGACAGGAUGGACCAGAGGGUCAUUCGUGGGCUUCCGAGAGAGAUGUCAGUCAAUGACAUCAAAGAGGAUCUGGUGAGCCAAGGCAUCGCAGACGCCGUGGUUCAGCAGCUGACCUCAAGGACCACAAAGAAGCCACUUCCGCUCUUCCUCGUCAAGACGAAGAUGCCGGAAAAGCUUGCAGAGAUCCAGAGGCUGGCCAUGCUCACGGUCAGCUUCGAGAGGAAGAAAAAGUCUUCCGAGCCCAGCCAGUGCUACCGCUGCCAGCGGUACGGGCACACACAGCGGAACUGCCGUCUCGCUGAACGAGCCACUGAUUUAUAUUCAAUGGAGGAAUAUCCGUUAGCCCUAGUGAUAUUGACAUUAGAGAUUUGGAAAAUCAUAAUCUCUUGA